This is a messenger RNA of Eruca vesicaria subsp. sativa (arugula), 398 nucleotides long. Lineage: Eukaryota; Viridiplantae; Streptophyta; Magnoliopsida; Brassicales; Brassicaceae. The record is from the annotation of a GenBank genome assembly.
CAAACAAUCAUUUCGGUCCUCAUAUAAACAUUGUAAAAGUCGCCUUUUACAACUUUGUAAAAGAACAGAACUCUAUUUGUUCGUUAGACCAAAUCUCAAAUCACGGAGACACCUCUAUGGAUAAUUAUUACAAAGAAACGGAACCAUCAGCCGCAACCGCAGCCUCUGGAAACUACCCAGCUGCCGAUCAGACAAACGAAUACCAGAUGAAGGUAAAGAAAAGCAAAAGCGUUCCAAACGCUGAUCGUGGGGCGUCAAGAAGCUGGAGUUUCAGCGAUCCGGAAUCGAGGAGGAAGAGAAGAGUCGCUGGUUAUAAGGUUUACUCAGUUGAACAGAAGAUGAAAGGAUCCAUUAGAAAAAGCUUCAAAUGGUUCAAAGAUAUUAUCGGUAUUUCUUGA